CUCAAGCGAAUCGAGAACAUGCAGAAAGAAAGCAAGAGGCGACAGGCGAGAGGCGACAGGCAGGACGCUUUUUCAUCCGUCGCCUUCAUGUUCGUCUCCUUUCUCUUUUCUUUAGAUGUGAUCCUCUGCCUCCUUACCAGCCUACUCAUCUAAUUUGUUCUUCUCUCUAGCCUCUCCAUCUCUCUUACACUUCCUCUCGCCUUCACUCUUCUCUCUGUCUCCUUGUAUGUCGUCUGUUUCUUUCCGUCCUCUUGAAUUCCGGUCGAUCUUCGCCUGUGGUCUCCGCCUAAUACCGUCGUCCGUUCUCGCUUUCAGAACUUUUGUGUUUCUUUCUCUCUCGCCUCACAUCGCGUCUUCGGCGAAAGUCUCCACUCUUCUCCUCUCCACGUCCUUUAUAUUCACUUCUUCUUUCCUCCGCAAUGCAGCCAAACACUGUUCCUCCCCACCCUAUCUUCUCGAAUCCUUCUUCCUCUUCUCUUUAUUCGUCUGCUUCUUAUCCGCCUUGCGCGCCGAGCGCGUACUCUUCCUCUCUCUCUCCUUGCUUUUACCCUCCUGCUGCUUCUCCGUCUUCUUCUGCUGCUUGUACGUCUUAUUCUCCGUCUCCUUCGUCCUUUGCUUCUUCCUCCGCGUAUCCUCGGUCUUCUUCUCCUUCAUGCCCUUCUCUUUCUGUUCGGACUUCGUCUCUCCGCUCUCCUCCCUCUGCCUCUGUCUCCUUUGCUUCUGCCGCACUGGCAGCGCCCCCACAAGGAUCUGCCUCUGGCUCUUCUGGCGGCCGAGAGACACAGCGACGAGCGAAGGCCGAAAGCAAAGAAGCUUCCUCUCUCCCCGCAAAUCGCCGUUCGCCCUCAUCGCUCUCGCCUGUCUCUUCCGUCUCUGCUCUCCGGGAUGAGGGAAGCAAGCCGCGACCGCCGUCGCCGCGACAGAGAGGCCGAAAGAACUCUGCUCUCGCAACCGCCUCUUCACUGCCCAGACACGCUGCCCUCAAGCGGCCUCGCAGCGAAGAAGACCGAGAAAAAGAGAGAGAAGGAUCUUCCGUUGCUGCUCCGCUGCCUGCUCUCGGUCCGUCUCCCCACAGACAGACUCUCCCGUUCUUCUCUCUUCAGCAACAUCCUCACGACCAACAUGCAAGACAUGGAACCUACGGCAUCAUCGCUCGAGGCGUCUGCGAAAGAGAGAAAAGCGAAGAUGCAGGAAACAAACGUGGAAGACAAAACAAAACUCCACAACUCCGAGACGACCGCCCAUUCGUCUGCUUCUCCUGGCGCUACCGCGAUGCCUUUCUGACUCUCUCCACAGAUCGCCUCGUCGUCACUGGCCACAAAGGAUGGAGCAGCGCCUUCGCGACGCACUGCUCAGAGAAAGACAAAUGGUACUUCGAGGUCGAGGUUCUGCCAUGUGAGACACAGAAUCUGCGUUUCAUUGGUUACUCCCAGGAGAGCCUUCCUCCUCUGAAGGCGCACUGGAGAGUUGGCUGGGCAUGUCGCUACCAGACGUACGACGUUCCGAUUGGAGGCAAUUUGCACUCGUUUGCGCUCUGCGGCGCAUGCAACGAAACGCCGAUGCUCGCGACAGGCGGUCUGAAGAGACGCCUCGCCGGCGAAGCCUCCUGCCGCGACCUGCCUCUGCUCAAGGAAGGCGACAUCAUCGGCUGCUUCUUGACGCUCCACGAGCCGCGCUGGUGGCUGCCCGAUCCUCGCAAGGAUCCGAAACUCCACGAAUUUCUCCAGGCGGGGAUCCUCUGCAGUCCAGACGCUCAGCCUCCGUGCGUCGUCAAUGAGGGCGCGUGGAUUGAAUUUUCUGUCAACGGAGAAAGGUUGGGACGCGUCUUCGAAGGCAUGAUUGGCAACGGCGUUUAUCAUCCAGCUGUUUCGCUCUACAUGGGGGCGAAGCUUCGUCUUAAUCCAGGCCCAAACUUCUCCUUUCCACCUCCGCCAUCUGAGGGAUUCCAGCCAUGCAGCGAAAUGCGCCGACCUCACAUCCCCUGAAAAAGAGUCAAACGCGGCUUACGCGUUCAGCGCAUGCAGUUUGCAUGUGUGCGUUGCAUGCGUCGCCUCCCUGGUGGUGGCGGGCGUUGCGUCGGAGGAUGGCGAAGACUGAGAGACUGCUUUGUCGGCAGAAGGGAAGAUCGUCUUUGCACAGUGUUGAUUGUCACUUUUUCUUCGGUCUGUCUCUGGAAAAAGACGGAGGACGCGGAGAUGGAGCAGAGGCCGAAUAAACCUCAAUCAGGAGGAAAAAAGUCUGUGUUUCAGAGACGCCAGAUUUGUUCCAGAACGAAAAGGCAUUUUUCCACCUGAGACGGAGACAGCGAGAGGGCGGGAAGGUACAAUGCGAAGAGGAGGAGAGAGAGAAACAAAGGCAGGUGGAGAGAAGAGGAGUGGCGACGCAAGUUGCGGAGGACUUUGUUUCAUUUUUCCUGUUCUCCGUCCAAUGUCAUUUGAGAGAGAAUCCCCUUGGCAGUUAUGUUCUGAGACUUUUGACGGCCUCAAGUGCCAUCGUCUCCUCUCCUUUUCGUCCUUUGUGCUUUGCCUUGCUCGCCGUCAUUGUGCGUCCGUUGCGCGCCUUCCGCGCUUCUCCUUCUGUCUCCUUGCUUCGCUUUCUUCUUCUUCCCUCUUCUUCUGCUUCUUUCGUCCUCCGUGAUUGUUCCCCUCUCUCCGUCCGCUUGUUCUCGUCCGUUUCUCUUGUCCUUUCACCUGCGAGGCCGUGACGUCGCCUCGGCCUUUUUUUUGAGGCGAGAGGCGCGCCAACCACCUUGAAUGACAGACUGUAAAAAUCCGUACACCUGCGUCGAAAACUCCGUAGAGCCGUCAGUCCUCUGCAACUUCUUUUUUCGAGCGCGAAGGUCACAGUGCUGCUCGCAUGCUGCGCUGCGAUGCGUCUGAAGAAUCGGCGCGUCUCGCCUCGACAAAAAAACGCCCAACUCCACACCCGGGCAUCGCCACGAUUUCUCUGGUCGCCUCGAUUCCUUUCCCCCUCGACUCAUGAGCUCCCCAAAUUCGCCGCUUGCACAUCUACUCCAUACAUGUAUAAAUC
Messenger RNA from Toxoplasma gondii ME49, 3030 nucleotides. Its product is annotated as SPRY domain-containing protein. The coding region runs from base 420 to 1985 and encodes 521 amino acids. Lineage: Eukaryota; Apicomplexa; Conoidasida; Eucoccidiorida; Sarcocystidae. Gene Ontology annotation, molecular function: transcription cis-regulatory region binding; protein binding. The record is from RefSeq and is a predicted model, not a curated record. Gene Ontology annotation, cellular component: Set1C/COMPASS complex. The transcript has 8 exons.